Penicillium taxi is the source of this 1311-nucleotide messenger RNA. RefSeq names its product CCDC47 family protein. The coding region runs from base 1 to 1311 and encodes 436 amino acids. NCBI's taxonomy places the organism in Eukaryota, Fungi, Ascomycota, Eurotiomycetes, Eurotiales, Aspergillaceae. The record is from RefSeq and is a predicted model, not a curated record. Gene Ontology annotation, molecular function: calcium ion binding. Gene Ontology annotation, cellular component: endoplasmic reticulum. The transcript is spliced from 3 exons. Gene Ontology annotation, biological process: endoplasmic reticulum calcium ion homeostasis.
AUGGCGGGCUUGUUCAAGAACAUUUUUGGCGCCCAGCCAUCCGGCGCUGCCAAUUCUGACGAUGACUUCGCCGAUUUCGUCGAGGCUGCGAGCCCAUCGCCUGCCGCCAUUGUCGCAGAUACAACUGCCCCGGUUUUUGGUUCCACUGGUGUGAGCGCUACUCCUUACACAAAAUGGUAUCGGGUUUGGGAGCGGACCUCGCCUUCGGAUUUCAAGCAGGAGGCUAUGAUCAUGCCAUUCAUCCUGAUUAUCGUCCUGUUCCAUCUCUGGGGCACGAGACACAAUCGCAGCAAGGCCCGUGAGUGGGCCAAGGUCCAUGUUCCCGCGCUGCAGAAGGAGUUUGCUGUGGUUGGCUUUGACGGUGUUCCUCGGUCAGCAUCCGAAACUGAAUCUAUCACAGUGGAGGUCGCCGAUCCCGAGACCAGCAUCAAGGAGAAGGCGCCUAACGAGUUCACUACCUAUGCGUCAGGUCGUCAGAAUGUUGCUUUCGUAGAUGUCAACCUGAAGAUGCCUAAGCGCUACAACCCUAUCACCUACUUGAUGGAGUAUGUCCUGAGCUUCUUUUUCGAGAGCUGGGAGGCUCCUUCUGAGAAGUACGAGGCCUUGUUGUACGCCUUCGACGGCAAGGAGAAGGAUCUCGUCCCUGUCUUGGCUAAAGAUACCAACCCAUUGAAGGUGAACAACUCAACCUACGAUGGUUUCAUCUGGGCCAUUGUCCACAAGAGCUAUAUGUCUAAGUUCCGCGUUGAGCGUUACGACGCAUCCCUGGCUUACUCUAAGGACCACCCCAAGCUUCCAUCCUGGGUCAGCGUAUUGUCCGAGAAUGCUGAAAUCACUGAGACUCUUCUUACUCCGGAACUUAUCAAGGCCAUCGAACAGGCCGGUAACGAUUUUGAGUUUUUGAUCGCCACCGACCAGCCUGUUGACAAGCCCACCAAAAUCAACGAGACUAUCCCCAAGAAGCGUAUCCAGCUCUCCGUUAACCUCUCUCCCGCUGACGGUUACGCCUCAACCCUUCCCAUUUUCAACCAGUUCCUGCGCUUCACCGACAAGCUUGUUGCUGCUGGCCACUUCCGCCCCGAGGUCAUGCGCAAAGUUCGCAGCAUCCGUGAGGAUGAGAUCAAGAAGCUGCGCCGAGUCGAAGAGGAGGAGAAGGCCGAGGAGCGCAAGCUCGCAGCAGAGAAGAUCAAGAAGGAUGAGCGUGAGCGCUUGCUCCGUGGUAUGACUGCGGACGAGCAGCGGAAAUUCCUUGAGCGCGAGAACCAGAAGGGUCAGCGCAAGCUGACGAAGAAGUCUACUCGUAAGGGUUAA